Molecule: messenger RNA, 1938 nt
Organism: Guyanagaster necrorhizus
Lineage: Eukaryota; Fungi; Basidiomycota; Agaricomycetes; Agaricales; Physalacriaceae
Exons: 7
Coding region: 235-1680 (481 amino acids)
Source: RefSeq, a predicted model, not a curated record
GGUCAAAGGAAACUCGUGUUUCGAAUUUGGCUGAACGUCGACCACCGUCUACCGACUACUACCCGACUGCUCGCCUAAGAGGGGAGGGCCCACGCCGUUGCUAAAGCUCAAACCGCGAUAGGUUACGGCACGCCUCAGCGGCCCUCGCCCACUCUUUUUUCUCCUUCCCCUGAUACCCUUAUCUUCAGUUCUUCACUACAUUGCUCUUUCUUUUAAUACGUUUGUUGCAUUGAAAUGCAUUCUCAUCUAAACAGGGAAGCGAUCAUUCACGCGCCACACCGACGGCGGGACGAUAGCUGCGUGGAUCCCAACCCAGCUAAUACCAUCACAGACCGCCUUAAUACACUUCUCAAUUCUUCUGGAGCUGGUUAUAUUCUGCCGCUUUGCGCAGGGGCAGAGUACUUGAUAGAAUCUCCGAUUCUUUUCGCUGCCCCCCAACAGGAGAUAAGCACGGUUGGGUACCCUACUGGAGACGAGCGCGCCACACUUAUUGUCAAUGGACCGGUCUACAAUGGAACGGGACACACGACCGCUAUAGAUGGUACCUGUGCGAAUUGUACAGGUAUUAAGAUCAGGAACAUUCAGAUCAAUGGUACUCGUCUCGGAGCAAGCCCGACUACCGGAGGGGCCAAUAUUGAGAUGGGUGGACCUAAUACAGAUCAAGUCAUCGAAUAUGUCCGGUCGUUUGACCCUCGAAGCUGGUCAUGUCUUCAUGUAGCGGAGGGCGGCUUGGAAUGCAAGAACGCUACCGUUCAAAAUAAUGACAUUGGUCCGUGCGGGAGCGAUACCUAUCAACAAUGGGCGGAUGGUAUCAGUGUAGCUUGCGCCAGCAGUGUCGUCCGUAAUAACAUGGUGAUGGGUCCCACGGACGGUGGGAUUGUUCUCUUCGGUGCGCCUGGCACGCAGGUGUACAACAAUACCAUUUGGGUUGUGGACCAAAUACUUCUCGGGGGCAUUAACAUGGUGGACUACCUUCCUUGGUAUGGAAACUAUGCUGGGACAGUCGUUCAUAAUAAUACAAUGAUCGGCGGUUUCGCUACGGGCGAAGGUAAUGCAACUAAAGGCACGAAUGUGGAUGAUGCUAUCAUGAAGAUCGGUGUAGCUAUCGGACCUCGUACUUGGUUUGGACCCGAGUAUGGCACCAAUCUCAGUCAUUCGGGGACGGUCUACGACAACAGCUUCUCGGGAGCGUUCAGCUAUGCCAUCGCCGUCACAUCAGCCACCAAUUUCACAGUUCAGAGCAACUCCUUGUUCGGAAAUACGUCCUUCAUUGGUGCUGUUGGGCCGAACUGCAGUAUCACCGACGUCGACAUUCCGACUCCCGCCGCGUUCGUGAUAGACAGGAACCUCACCUCAGGCAUGACUCUUCAGUCCGAUUUCACGAACAUUACCAACGGGGACUCUAUUACCUGCGUAGCUCCUCCAGCUGGCGGUGACUUUUGGCCCUAUGGUGGAAACCCGGCAAGCGGCUCGGGUUCGUCGGGUGGCAGUGGCAGUGGCAGCAGUGGUGGUGGCGGGAUGUCUGCAGGAGCCAAGGCGGGUAUCGCAAUUGGCGUGAUAGUCGGCGUCAUCGCCCUCGGCCUGGCGGCUUGGCUCACUCGCAAGUGGGCCAUCAAUCGUUCCGAGUCGAAAAAAUUGUACUACUCGACGCGCCAGUCGCGCUUUUUGAAGCAUUCCUAAAGCUUUUCGUCUCUUCAUACAGACAACGGAUUCAUGCAUACCCGACACGAUUUUACAUAUAGAGUUCCUCGGUCUAUGACCAAAGGACUUCAUUGGACAUUGCUAAGUAAAUAUAGUUUAUAUUUUAUUCGCACGAGAUAGAGUACCUUGUAGUUCAACUGUUGCUUCAUACAUCCUACACCAACACCAAUAUUUAUUCUGUACAGUAGUUUUAGUUGUCGCCUCUGUUAUUAUAUAUGUUUUCACGUCAAAUAUCGC